CCCUCCUCUCUUUCUCACUUCCCCCCAUUACUCCAUUUUCUCUGUCCUCAACUACCAUGUCAGACCACCCACUCCAACCCUCCAAAAAACGCCUCCCUCUCAACCACCACCACCGCCACCAUCACAAUGACAACCACCACCUCACUCCAUCAAAAAAACCUAAACCGCCGUCUUCUCCACCACUUCUCUCACCGGAGGAGCUCAAAGCGGAUGACGACGACGACGAUAUUUUCUGCAGCCUCGAAGAAGCAGAAGUUCAUCAGCAAGAGCUCAUCUCAAACCACCACCACCAUCACAACGACAACAACAACCUCACUCCGUCGAAAAAACCUAAACCGCCGUCUUCUCCGCCACUUCUCUCACCAGAACUCACCGCGGAUAACGACGACGAUAUUUUCGGCAGUCUCGAAGAAGCAGAAGCUCAACAGCAAGAGCUAAUCUCAAACCUCCUCGCUUCUUCUCCUUCCAAAACGACGACGACGAUGACGCAGUUUCCUUGCUUCGGAAAAGUCAGGUUCGUUUCCUACCCGUACAUCCCGCUCUCUCCCUUCGAUUCCUCCUCCUCUUACAUCACCAUCAAUGGCAACGAGGAGACCUGCGGCUCGUCGUUUUCCGACGCUGAUUCUUCUCUCAUGGCGAGUGUCGAUACUUGCGGUAUUGGUAAUCACAUUUCCGAGGCUUUUGGUUUUCUCCGGGUUCAAAACGGUGACGUUUUUGGUUCCAUGGUGAAGUCACGUGAUGAGGAGGAGGAGGAGGAGGAGGAAGAUGCUUGGGAUUGGAGUGAGUUUCUAGGGGAAGAAGAGGUUAAUUAAUUAACUAAUUAAGGGACUGUUUGGUUGUUGGAGGGAAAUUAAUUACUCUAGUUUUGUCUAAAGUUUCUUAAAAUGGAAAGUGGUAAAUGUGUGAGGGAAAUAGGAUGGAAAAGUCAGUUCACAUUGUGUGAGUUUUGGAGUUUUUUUUACUGACUAUUAACAUUACGGAGUAGCAACUUACUGGUAUUUACCGUGCACGUGAGAAGCACAUGGUAAAAAAAUUGUGGUAAAUGUGUGAGGGAAAUAGGAUGGAAAAGUCAGUUCACAUUGUGUGAGUUUUGGGGUUUUUACUGACUGUUAAUGUUAAUAUUACGGAGUAGUAACUUACUGGUAUUUUACCGUGCACGUGAGCAGCACAUGGUAAAAAAAAUUGAAUAGUGGUACAAAAAUAGUAGGUGUAGAUUUAAAAAAAAAGAAAAAAAAAAUUCACCCUCGUAUAGAUCGUGAUUUAUGUGAGUGGUGCGUUAACAUCUAUGAUGCACACUUGCACAGACACGGUAAAAAUAUGUUUUUGAAACCUGUCAGACACACGACCACUUUGAUACGGCGAAACGUGUUUCCAUUUUAAUACAAAAUCUUGUUUAACACUCAGUAUUCCCGUACUUAUAUCUCGUGUCUGUGCAACCUAGUGUUACAUGAAAUGUGAGAGAUUUAUUGUAAAUGGAGUGUUAGUUAUGCUCUCACUAAUGAAUAUUAUUUGAUAAUUAUUUGUUACGUACUUGUUUAUUUGCGUAAUUAGGUUUAUUUCCUAUGUGAAAAUUUUGUUAUGAUUGUUGUUAUAGUUAAUGUUAGAGAAUUAUAAGAAGUACUCCCUCCGUCUCUUUUUGUUUUUUA
Spinacia oleracea (spinach) is the source of this 1646-nucleotide messenger RNA. RefSeq lists its product as uncharacterized. The transcript has a single exon. NCBI's taxonomy places the organism in Eukaryota, Viridiplantae, Streptophyta, Magnoliopsida, Caryophyllales, Amaranthaceae. The record is from RefSeq and is a predicted model, not a curated record. The coding region runs from base 57 to 812 and encodes 251 amino acids.